Strigops habroptila (Kakapo) is the source of this 822-nucleotide messenger RNA. RefSeq names its product cerberus 1, DAN family BMP antagonist (gene CER1). The transcript has 2 exons. The record is from RefSeq and is a predicted model, not a curated record. Gene Ontology annotation, biological process: signal transduction involved in regulation of gene expression; determination of heart left/right asymmetry. The coding region runs from base 1 to 822 and encodes 273 amino acids. NCBI's taxonomy places the organism in Eukaryota, Metazoa, Chordata, Aves, Psittaciformes, Psittacidae. Gene Ontology annotation, molecular function: morphogen activity.
AUGUCACUGCUUCUCUUUCAGCUGUUGGUGCUCUCAUGUCUUGGAGCCACAGAGCCAGACAGAGAAUCACCACAAAAGAAAAGCAGAAGGACAUUCCAGCACCUCCUCUAUCUGGACAAAAAACUGCUUCAAAGUCAGAAUUCUCAUGAGCUGGCAGGAGCAAACCCAGUAGGUGUUGAGGAAACCUUGGGCGAACCAAGCUUUUUUGUAGCAAUUCCACAGACGUCAUCUAAAAAUGAGAAGCAAGAGGAGAAAAAAAAGUCCAGAUUCGUCCUUCCUAAUACAAAACUCCAUGUAGAACAAGGCCUGAGAACCUGGGCAGCACCCAGAGAGAUCUCUUCUCUGGAAAACUUCUCUCCAUCUCCUUUUUCCAGCAAGAGGGAGGUUGAACCUUCCUAUAGAAGAGAUGCCAAGAAAUUUUGGGACCACUUCAUGUUAAAGAAAAAUUCAGCAUCUGAAGAGGUUGUCCUGCCAAUCAAGACCAAUGAAAUGCACCAAGAAAACUGCAGAACCCUGCCUUUUUCCCAGGGUGUUACUCAUGAGAGCUGUGAGAAGGUGAUGGUGCAGAAUAAUCUGUGCUUUGGAAAAUGUAGUUCCUUCCAUGUUCCUGGUUCAGAAGAUCAUCUUUAUAUGUUUUGUUCUCAUUGCUUGCCCAGCAAGUUCUCCAUGAAGCGCCUGGAUCUCAACUGCACUGGUUCUGUUCCAGUGGUCAAAGAAGUCAUGAUUGUGGAAGAGUGUAAAUGUGAGACUCAGAAGAUUAAAGGCCCUGCAUUUGGAUCUCUGCCGUCAGACUUGCAUGCAAAUGUACAUCAGCACAAUUAA